Messenger RNA from Dendrobium catenatum, 1043 nucleotides. Its product is annotated as calcineurin B-like protein 3. Lineage: Eukaryota; Viridiplantae; Streptophyta; Magnoliopsida; Asparagales; Orchidaceae. Gene Ontology annotation, molecular function: calcium ion binding; kinase binding. The transcript is spliced from 9 exons. Gene Ontology annotation, biological process: calcium-mediated signaling. The coding region runs from base 187 to 867 and encodes 226 amino acids. The record is from RefSeq and is a predicted model, not a curated record.
AAAUUACCACAUUUUAGUGAAAAUAUAAAGAUCUGUCGAUUUUCCAGGAGAAACGGAAGCAGAACAAACGGGAGGGAGAAGAGAGAGAAUUGAGGGAAGAGAGAAAUGUUGCGGAAUUCCCCGUCUCCUCUUCUCCCAUCAAUUAAUCUUCAAAGGUAUGGAGUGUGUUAUUGAGGAGAAAAUAUAAUGUUGCAGUGCCCAGGGGGAUUCAAGCAUUUGUUUGCUGUCUUAUUAAAGUGCUGUGAUCUUGAUCUGUACAAGCAGCCAAAAGGUCUUGAAGAUCCAGAAAUUUUAGCAAGAGAGACAGUGUUUAGUGUAAGUGAGAUAGAAGCACUAUAUGAGCUCUUUAAAAAAAUCAGCAGCGCUGUGAUUGACGACGGGUUGAUAAACAAGGAUGAGUUUCAGCUGGCACUUUUUAAGACUAACAAAAAGGAGAGCUUGUUUGCUGAUCGGGUUUUCGACCUGUUUGAUACAAAGCACAAUGGCAUUCUAGGAUUUGAAGAAUUUGCUCGUGCUCUCUCUGUUUUCCAUCCUAAUGCCCCCAUAGAUGAUAAGAUUGAAUUCUCUUUCAAACUUUAUGAUCUCAAGCAACAAGGAUUCAUAGAGAGACAAGAGGUGAAACAAAUGGUGGUGGCUACUCUUGCUGAGUCGGGCAUGAAUCUUUCUGAUGAAGUUAUAGAAAGCAUCAUUGACAAGACAUUUGAGGAAGCCGAUACCAAACAUGAUGGAAAGAUUGAUAAGGAGGAGUGGCGCAGUCUUGUGUUACAACAUCCCUCACUACUGAAGAACAUGACCCUUCAAUACCUCAAGGAUAUCACUACAACAUUCCCAAGUUUCGUUUUCCACUCCCAAGUCGAUGAUACCUGAUGAUCAAAUGCAAAUGAAAUUCGAAGACGAGUUAUUUGUGUUUGUUUUCUAAACGUAGUAGAUAAAUUGUUGUGGUGGAAUUAUUUGUAUCGAUUAUAUAUAUAUGUAAGAGUCAUACUAAUUUUGUUUUCUCUCAGGGAGAAAUUCAUUUCUAUUAUUGAUAUUCAUUUUAUAUU